AUGACACUCGAGAAUGUUAUGCUUGAGGGUACGCUCAUGGAGUACUUUCCUGUUUGCUGCACCACCAACAUGCCUGUCAAGGAUAUCAACCGUUUCCUAGCCGAAGCACAAAGACAAGAUCUUGAUGUUGGGUUCGACAACAACUUGACUCUGGUCCACAGCCUCGAUGUCCAGCUCGUGGGGCCCACCAAAGAACUACGAGGCAACGACGAGACCUUGCAAAGCCCGUUCAAUGGCUGUACAUUCCUCGAAAUUCAUCAGAAGCUGAAGGACAUGGUGGCCGCUACAAACUCGUCACUAAACACUGAAUGGUUUUUGGUGCUUGAUGAAGAAUCAGCGCAGACUUCCACUGCUGUCAUUGUCAGUAUUGAAGACGAUGGAGACGUACAAUCGGUCCGGGCCGAAUAUACAGAAUGUUCGACAUGUAUAUCGGCAGCCAGUGUAUCUCACCCUUCUCUCGAUGAGAUGAUUGAGAUUGCGAAUGAAUAUGGGGAUGGAGUCAUUCGGAUUGAGAAAUGCACACUUGAUAUUCGUUUCUCGACUGUCGAAGUCGAUGGCCGUAAUGAUAGCUUCACAUGGAGGAAGAGGUCGAUGAUUGUGCCUCAACUUAUCCCCAGAAAAGCGACCGCGAAGCUUUCUCGGGAGCCAUCCGAACCAUCUGAGUCGUAA
Molecule: messenger RNA, 669 nt
Organism: Aureobasidium melanogenum CBS 110374
Lineage: Eukaryota; Fungi; Ascomycota; Dothideomycetes; Dothideales; Saccotheciaceae
Exons: 4
Coding region: 1-669 (222 amino acids)
Source: RefSeq, a predicted model, not a curated record